Fukomys damarensis (Damara mole-rat) is the source of this 2676-nucleotide messenger RNA. RefSeq names its product transcription factor 7 (gene Tcf7). The transcript is spliced from 12 exons. Gene Ontology annotation, molecular function: DNA-binding transcription factor activity, RNA polymerase II-specific; RNA polymerase II cis-regulatory region sequence-specific DNA binding. The record is from RefSeq and is a predicted model, not a curated record. Gene Ontology annotation, biological process: canonical Wnt signaling pathway; regulation of transcription by RNA polymerase II. NCBI's taxonomy places the organism in Eukaryota, Metazoa, Chordata, Mammalia, Rodentia, Bathyergidae. Bases 106 to 1386 code for a protein of 426 amino acids. Gene Ontology annotation, cellular component: beta-catenin-TCF complex.
CGCCCAGGUGACUGACUGCAGAACCCCCUGCUUUGAGGAGAAAGCGGUGGCCCUGGUCCCUUGGCUGGAAGGCAGGGCCUGAAGGCCCCGGAGUGCGCCAGCGGCAUGUACAAAGAGACCGUCUACUCCGCCUUCAAUCUGCUCAUGCACUACCCGGCCCCCUCGGGGGCAGGGCAGCACCCCCAGCCGCAGCCCCCGCUGCACAAGGCCAGCCAGCCCCCCCACAGCGUCCCCCAACUCUCUCCUCUCUACGAACAUUUCAGCAACCCACACCCUGCGCAGGCCGCUGCGGACAUCAGCCAGAAACAAGGAGUUCACAGGCCCCUGCAGACUCCCGACCUCUCCGGCUUCUACUCCCUGACCUCAGGCAGCAUGGGACAGCUUCCCCACACUGUGAGCUGGCCCAGCCCUCCUCUCUACCCCCUGUCCCCUUCCUGCGGAUAUAGACAGCACUUCCCUGCCCCCACUGCAGCCCCUGGCGCCCCCUACCCCAGGGACAGACCUGGUGCCUGGCACGCAACAGCAAGGAACUCGGCAGGCAUUUCCAGCCCUCCUGGAGGUCACAGCCCAGGGUUCACCCACCCAUCCCUCAUGCUGGGCUCUGGCGUCCCUGGUCACCCGUCGGCCAUCCCCCACCCGGCCAUCGUGCCUUCCUCAGGGAAGCAGGACUUGCAGCCCUACGACCGUGGCCUGAAGACCCAGGCAGAAUCCAAGGCAGAGAAGGAGGUUAAGAAACCAACCAUCAAGAAGCCCCUCAAUGCGUUCAUGCUGUACAUGAAGGAGAUGAGAGCCAAGGUCAUCGCAGAGUGCACGCUCAAGGAGAGCGCCGCCAUCAACCAGAUCCUGGGUCGCAGGUGGCACGCACUGUCUCGGGAGGAGCAGGCCAAGUAUUAUGAGCUGGCCCGCAAGGAAAGGCAGCUGCACAUGCAGCUGUACCCGGGCUGGUCGGCGCGGGACAACUACGGGAAGAAGAAGAGGCGCUCGAGGGAGAAGCACCAGGAAUCUACCACAGCAGACCCUGGCUCACCUAAGAAAUGCCGUGCUCGCUUUGGCCUCAACCAGCAGACGGAUUGGUGUGGUCCGUGCAGGAGGAAAAAGAAAUGCAUUCGGUACUUACCCGGAGAAGGCCGCUGCCCCAGUCCCGUUCCUUCCGAUGACAGUGCUCUAGGCUGCCCCAACUCCCCAGAUCCCCAGGACUUGCCCUCAUACCUUCUGCCACCCCACUUCCCCACAGAACCGCUUGCUAGCCCUGUGGACCCUGCACCAACAUCCCCAGGUCUCUCUGCUGCUCUCAGCCUCCCAGCCCUUGGACCCUCACAGGCCCCGUGCAGCACCCUGCAGAGCACACAAGUUCAGCAACAGGAAUCUCAGAGACAGGCAGCCUAGCACACACAGGACACCAGGCCCCUGGGUGCCUCCUCCAGGGGCAUAGGCCCAGCCCUGAGAGGGAGCGCAGAGGCCCUUUUAACCCCUCAGCAUCCAGGCCAAGAGGCUAAACAACUGCGUGAACCUGAGGCCAUCAAUUGAACGCUCCAGUCUGUCAGCCAUGUCAUCUCAUUAAGGACACCCUGGUGACUGCGGCAAGCUGCAUCUGUUUUAACAAUCAGAUGCCUCUGCCUUCCUUGCUUUUCUGCUGUAGGUCAUAAAUGGACUGGACAGAGCCCACCUACCUUCGCUACCAGUGCCUCUCCUGUCCCCCUCUGCCAUACCCUCCCCAUAUCAGACACUUCAUGGACCACGAAUGACCUGGUUUAUCAAACGUGAGCAUGGCAACAACCACAAAGCUCAAAAAGACAGCGGGUCUCCAGGGCCUGGAGAAGCCCUAUGUACAGAAAACCAGCUGCUAUCUAUAUGCUAGAUAGCUGGACUAGAGUGAAGCCUUCUACCAUGUUCUCAGGAAUUUGUAAGAGGAACAGGGCAUGGAGUAAGUUUAGGCCCAUCCACAAGGCAAUGAGAAUAGCUGAACCCUGUCCUAUCAGGCUAGCGUGGGUGGUGGUGGCUCUUGUUCAGAUUACUUGGAAGUUUCCUAAGAAGCUCUGAAAACAAGGCCGCAGGCACAAAGAGACAGGCUGCUUAGUAUCAACAGCUGGACAAAGUAUGGCCCAACUCCAGUGUGUAUCCCUCUGGUUAGGGUUCUUUUUUUCAGAUUCACUUCAGCUUAUCAGUGUGGGUGGAGCCAACUCUUAGGCAGCUGAGGGCAAACCUCGACUUCCAACACCAGCUUUUCCAGCAUUCAGAGCAGUCAGCUUCAGUAUUCCCUUAGGACCGCAGGCAGGACCACUGCAACUAAGGCUGAGUCCAGAAACCGCUGGGGAUGGGUGCAAGUUUUUUUUACCAGCCUGCCCUGACCCAUUUUGAGCCAAGCUUCAACCCUGAGCCUUGAAAAACAAGUCUUUUUUAAUUUAAUUUUUUUUGGGGGGGGGCCUCCUCACUGUACGUAACCUGAAGCCAAAGAAAAAGGGCUGUCUCUGUAUUCACACAUAUCCCUCAAUAAAAGCCUUUAGUCCCCCAUGCAGAAUCCAAAGCUCACAUAUUCUAGUAUAGUGUUGCAACAAAUUUUAGAAAAAUGGAUCGAUGUAGCAAAGUAUUUUUAUAUUGUUAAUGCAUUACCAUAGAAAAAAAUUUUUUUAAAUGAGAAUAAAGAUACUUUUUAUUGGGUCUGUUUCAAAGCCUGAU